This is a messenger RNA of Xyrichtys novacula (pearly razorfish), 2475 nucleotides long. Lineage: Eukaryota; Metazoa; Chordata; Actinopteri; Labriformes; Labridae. The record is from the annotation of a GenBank genome assembly.
AUGGGAGGUCGUCAUCUGUCAAAGAUCCAGGAGGAGACGGACAGCAGGGAGCACAGGUAACUGAAACACCUGAGACACUCAUUGCUUGAGAUAAUAAAGUCAACUUGGUGUUGUCGUCUAGAAAUUAAUCAAUAUAUUGAUAAAAACGUUAGAAUUAAGUUUUUUUUUUCUUUUUUGUAAAUGUAAGGUAAGUUUUCUUACUGACGGUGACAAUGUCAAUGACAAAUUUACUGAAACAUCAAAAAAAUAUUAGUUUUAGUUAAACAUUUUCAGAUAUACAUAUUGUUAAAAACUGAGACGGAAACUUUGACACUCUUUGCAGCGACAUUGGAAACUCAGUCUGACCGACAAUCUGAUAACUGUGACUUUGUGUGUGUGUGUGUGUGUGUGUGUGUGUGUGUGUGUGUGUGUGUGUGUGUGUGUGUGUGUGUGUGUGUGUGUGUGUGUGAUACUCUCAACCGAGGCACAACCUUGAAUCAGGGAUUCAUUUCUGUGAUCGGACCCGACUGUAAAUAAAUCUGAAUGGAAACUGCCUUACAUUACAAUGCGUGUGUGUGUGUGUGUGUGUGUGUGUGUAUUUGUGUGUGUGUGUAUCAGCACAUACAUUCUGCUUGACUAUAUUACAACAUAAUGAAGUGAAAUACGACCUCUCUCUCUCUCUCUGUCUCUCUCUCUCCACAUCAGUACCUCUUUCCUUCCUCCUCUCAUCCAGCAGCAGACAGGUGAGAAGGGUGAGGGAGGUGAGGCAGUUAAACCAGGUGAGAACAAGGCUGUGAGACAGGAAGUGAGCUGUGAGUCUGAACGGGCGACCUCGGCUCAGUGUGAGCAUCAGGAGAAGCUGGAGAACAACAGGACUCUGCUGGAGGAGGUAACUUCAGUUUAUUUAAACAGUUUUACUCAAAGACUCUGUAAAGAAAAUCUGAAGAUCAAUCAAAUGUUAAAACUUGAUGUUUAAUAUUAGAAGUUAUACAAAGGAGUCAAUAAUUUAUAACAUAUGGAGCACAUUUGACAAUGCCAGGUAAAGACCAGGACCCCCCUCCAUGAUAAAAGUGUUGUCUUUUUGAGCUCACAUUUUAAAGUUUUUUUAAUAUCUUAAUUACUUUAAAUCAUAAAGAUAACUAUGUUUGAGUUUUGUUUUUACAUCCAUAUUCAGGGUUUUACACUGUUAUAAGUGAAUCAUUAAAGUAAACGCUGACAAACUAACCCACAGUGAAGUGGUGAAGACUGCUGCCUCACAAUAAAGGGAUCCUGGGCACACCCUGUGAGCCUAAGGAAACCUGAACUCACAUCUAUACUAUCCUGUGGUGCUGAACUUGAUGAGUCACAAAAUACAAGUAAAAAGCACCUUCAAAAGCAACCACUAUGUAGUGUUGUGGUGAAGGAUACACCAUUGUGGGCGUUGUGGGUUCAAAUCCAGCACUGAGGUCGGAAACAAAAUGGUUAAACUAAACUUCUACACCUGAGAAGGGUAGAGUGGGGUUGAGACCACUUACUGUAACAUCUACUAACACCUGAGCCUGAGCGUUAACCAUAAUUAUCCCAAUACAUGUGCACUCGAAACUUAACAGCGGCUGAGUUGACUGUGAGAUAGUGUUGUGACGUUUGCAAACGAUUCGUUCAAAAGAACCGAAUCUUUUAAGUGAACAUACUGAACCGAAUCAAUUCCUCAAGUGAUUCGUUCAUUUCUCACUUCAGUUGAGCUUAAGUGAGAAACAGCAUUGCCAGGCAAGCAGCCAGCGAACAAUUUUGGUGAACGAAUCUUUUGAACAAAUCUUUUUAGUGAACUGAUUCUAGUGAUUCAGUACAUCUAAAAGAACUUCUGUGCCCAUCACUACUGUGAGAAAACAAGGAGCGGUGGAUUUGAAUGCAGUUCACAGUAAAAAUAGAUUUCCCAUAAGUUCCCAUCUGUUAACAUAGCAGAGACAGACCCUGUAACCUUUAGUCUACUGCAGCCAGCCACCAGGGGGAGCUCUAAAAGCUUUGCCUUCACUCUGCUGUUGCUCUGUCAAUGAUUUUAAACUGUCUAUUAUUUUUCCAGUUAAGUCGUAUCGAGGCGGAGCUCCGAGAGUCUGUGCGUCUGGAUGUGGAACGUCAACAGGAAGCUGAAUUCCUUCGCCAACAGGAGAACAACUUGCUGAGGGCAGACCUGUGUUACCUGAGCCUCAGCCAGCGAGUUGCCAGGUAAACAAAUGCAUCACACACACUCAGAUAGUUGGCCAACACCAGAAUUAGUGUGUGAGAAGCUGCUGUAGCUUGGCAACUAUGUAAAAGUGCUUUAAACCUUCAAUAAAAGCUAACAGGUGUGGGAAAGUUAUUACAGACAAAACACUACAACCGGUAGUUAAGGUAUUUUAUGUCUCCCUCAGGCCGUGGGUCAGCAGCUACUUCAGAAAUUUUCCGAUGCACAUCUACUGCCUUCCUGUCACAGCCACCAAUCACAAAGGCAGGAGGCGGGGCUUACAGAAGUGGAAAUGA